This is a messenger RNA of Physcomitrium patens, 2377 nucleotides long. Its product is annotated as coronatine-insensitive protein homolog 1a. The record is from RefSeq and is a predicted model, not a curated record. NCBI's taxonomy places the organism in Eukaryota, Viridiplantae, Streptophyta, Bryopsida, Funariales, Funariaceae. Gene Ontology annotation, biological process: SCF-dependent proteasomal ubiquitin-dependent protein catabolic process. Gene Ontology annotation, cellular component: SCF ubiquitin ligase complex.
CACACCUACAGGAGGAUGGUUUGUGUGAUCGCAGUGAAUGGUGGGGCCAGGAAUCCGACAAAUUUCUCCCCGAGUGUUUCAAGUCAGUCAAUCAGUCAGUCAGUUCCUACCAGGAAGGAAAGGAAGAAGGAGGGCUUCGUUGUCUUCCUGCACCUCCAGCACGACGUUGCAACCAAACCCAGAGGAGGCGAAGAUACUACUGUACGCACAUACACCGCCGAAAGCAGCUGGUCCAGGCUCUACCGGCUCUGGAAGGGCAUCAUCUGCUGCACAAAAGCACCAUCGCUAACAGAUACUUUUGCGUACAAGAGUGACAUGAUGGUUAUGGGGGUUGUUGACGCUGAGAAGCUGGAGUCCAGGAAAUCGCUCCCCUGUGGGAUGUCGGACGAGACCCUGGCGUGCGUGUUAAAUCACAUUGAGAGUCCCCAAGAUAGGGCAGCUGUGUCCAUGGUGUGUCAGCAAUGGCGGCGAGUGGAUGGCAUGACUCGGAAGUUCGUGACGAUAGCGAAUAUGUAUGCUACCUCUCCUGCUUCAUUGACGAGGAGGUUUAAGGGCUUGGAGGGGAUCAAGUUGAAGGGGAAGCCGAGAGCGGCUGAGUAUAACCUGGUGCGGAGUGACUGGGGAGGCUACGGGGAGCCGUGGCUAAAGGUGCUUGGGCGACAGUAUGCUGAUCUUCACAUUCUGCAGCUGCGGCGGCUGACGGUGCUAGACUCUGACUUGGAGCUCAUAGCGUCGUCGACCUUCAGCUCCGCGUUGCAUGUUUUGCAUCUGCACAAGUGCGUUGGCUUUACUACGAAGGGUCUUCUUCCCGUAGUACGCGCGUGUCGAUCUCUGAGGAGGUUGAGUCUUGAAGACAGCGAGGUAGAAGACAAAGGAGGCGAAUGGCUACACGCCUUGGCCCUCAACGAUUCCACCUUGGAAGAACUCCAUUUUGGAGUACUUGGAAUAGAAGCUAUCGACAUCGAAGACUUGACUAUUCUGGUGGAGAAGUCCAAGUCGUUAGUUUGCUUGAAGGUGGCUGAAAUCGAGUUACUGGACAUGAUUGAUGUAUUGCAAAGAGUUCCUUCCCUUGAAGAUCUUGGUGCAGGAUCCUGCAAUUACCUUGGUGCCAAGGAUGUUGAUGAUUUUGUCUCCAUUCCAUGGCCGAAGAAAUUGAAUGCUUUAUCAGGGAUGUGGUCUCUCAUGGAUUCAGGCUUGCCACAGAUUCUUCCCAUUGCGCCAAAUCUGAUCAAGCUGGACCUAAAAUACACGCUUUUGAGCUGUGAAGGCCACUGCCUGCUUCUCAGCCAUUGCUUUUCUCUCCAAGAACUCCAGACUCGAAACACACUGGGUGAUGAUGGCAUGGAAACACUCAGCAGGUCGUGCAAAGGAUUAAAGAAGCUGCGUGUGGAAGACGAUGAAACUGGAGCAAUCACACAGCGCGGCAUUGUUGCUGUAGCGCAAGGCUGUGAACAACUGGUGCAGCUGAUAUUGUACGUUGCCAACAUCAGCAACGCAGCGCUAGCGAUGGUGGGGCAAGGCUGUCCACACUUGGUAGACGUCCGCAUUGUGCUGGAGCCCAGUGCGAGGUAUGCUCCAGAUUUCCCUUUGGACGAUGGCCUCAAGCUCAUGCUCAAGGGUUGUGUCAACCUAAGGCGACUGGCUGUGUAUCUCCGUUACGGUGGGUUGACUGACAAAGGAAUGGAAUACAUCGGUGUCUAUGGGAAAAACCUUCAGUGGUUGCUUGUAGGAUGCGCGGGAAACAGCGAUGUUGGGCUUGCUAACUUCGCCCACUGGGCACAGCGCAUACAACGGCUGGAGAUUCGAGACUGUCCGUUCGGAGAGACGGGAAUGGCAGAGGCUGUUUCGGCGAUGAGUUCAUUGAAGUAUUUAUGGGUACAAGGAAGUCGAGCUUUGGAAGCUGGUGAAAAACUAUCUGCGCUGUCUCUCCCUUGUCUAAAUGUGGAGGUUUGUCCACCACCCGCAGGGCAGCCAGGAGGCCAACUGUUUGCCUACUAUUCACUAGCAGGGCCGAGGAAAGAUGGGCCUACAGGACUGAAGACUUUUAUUUCAAACACAGUGAAAGAUCAGUAACUCUUGCUAAAUCCGCCAUCAAAACACAUCUUUAGCAUCUGCGACGACAAGCAGAAGUUGAUAUCCUGCGAGUGUCGCUUCAGUUGGUUGCUUAGUGCAGAGUUGAAGAUUGAACGCUGUCAAACGGAAUUGGGAAUCGUUUCAGAAUACAACAUCAACGUUAGACCUAGUGCUGACAGGAUACGCAGAAAUGUACCUUGAAUUGUGAUGGAAGCUGGUGCACAUAGCUUCGCUAAACCCUGUAACAGAGGUGUGUGGAUUACGGUAUAUUUAUCAAUGCACAAAUAUUUGUGGAGUAUGUUGA